UUCCAUGCCAGUAUAUGUACAUUGACUUUUUUUUUUUUCAAAGAUUUAUUUUAUUAAUUUGAAAGAGUUAUAGAGAGGUAGAGACAGACAGGUCUUGCAUCCGCUGGUUCACUCCCCACAUGGCCGCAACAGCCAGAGCUGCGCCGAUCCAAAGCCAGGAGCCAGGAGCUUCCUUUGGGUCUCCCACGUGGAUGCAGGGGGCCAAGGACUUGGGCCAUCUUCUACUGCUUUCCCAGGCCAUAGCAGAGAGCUGGACUGGAAGAGGGAGCAGCAGGGACUAGAAUCGGUGACAACAUGGGAUGCCAGUGCUUCAGGCCAGGGCUUUAACCCGCUGCACCACAGCGCUGGCCCCUAUGUAUAUUGAGUUUUUAAAAGAAUAACUGGUACAUAGUGUUUUGAGUAAUGUAUUUACCACAAUUUAUUCAGUUAUUGCUGUUUUUUAAAACCACAGAUAUUUGUAGAGUGACUGAUUCUUGCAAAGCAGUUUUUAAAAAUUUUGAAAUCUGGGGCCAGUGCUGUGGCGUAGCAGAUAAAGCUGCCACCUGCACUGCCGGCAUCCCAUAUGAGUGCUGGUUUGAGUCCGGCUGCUCCACUUCUGAUCCAGCUCACUGCUAACAUGCUUGGGAAAGCAGUGGAAGAUGGCCCAAGUCCUUGGGCCCCUGCAUCUACAUGGGAGACCUGGAAGAAGCUCCACCUGGCUUUGGAUUGACCUAGCUCCAGCUGUUGUGGCCAUUUGGGCCAUUGCGGCCAUUUGGGGAAUUUUCCAGUGGAUGGAAGACCUCUCUCUGCCUCUGCCUCUCUAUAACUCUGCCUUUCAAAUAAAUAAAUAAAUAUUUUUUUUAAAAAAAGAUAUUGAAACAUUAUGGUACCACAUUAUCAUGGUGCUGGAAGUGUCCAAAGCAGCCACAAAGAAGGGGAUUGCUACUACUGAAGCAGAACUCCCAGUCCUGAUUUUUUACAACUCAAAGAACAAAAUCAAUUCCUGAGAAACUUAUUUUGAAAAUUCAUUUUAAUGUCCCACUGGUUAUAUGUCAAACUCAUAAAUAGAGAUAGCUUUUAUUAAAAUUUUGUAUUUAUAUAAAAGGCAAAGAGCGAGAUCUUCCAUCCCAAAUGCCCCUCAAUAGCUAAGGCCAGGCCUAAGCCAGGAGCCCAGAAUUCAAUCUGGGUCUCCCACGUGGGUAGCAAAGACCCAAGCACUUGGACGAUCCAGAGUGCAUAUUUGCGGGAAGCUGGAAUCAGAGCCAGGGACAUUAGCCCCAACUCUGAUAUGGGAUGUGGGAAUUAGAAGCAGCAUGUUAACAGCUGAUAGGGGCUUUUAUAAGCACUUAAGGAUUAUGACCGUCUUCUCUGCUGCCCUGAGGUGCUGAACACCCACCUCUGUCAGAAACCCUGCACCCUGGAGGGAAGCUGCUGUCCAACAUUGGCAUUAACUUUUGAACACCUGCCUGUGCCCGCGGGGAGGAAGAGCCCCCAGAGGAGGAGGGCUGGCUCAGCUUCCUGAGACCAGUGUAGAUCUAUUUAGCAUAAUGUUUCAUGUCUCUCUCUUCUUCCUCAUUUUCAGCUGUGCUGCCCAGUCUGUUUAUCUUGCUGUAGGCUCAGUUAUAUAAACUGUCAUCCCAUGUUUGUGCUGUCACACAUAGAUUUUUGGUUAAAAUUAAGUUUCAAACAUUCUAGAAUUCUCAAUUCUAUGGGGGGCGGGAAGUGCCUGUACCCAUCAAUCUGGUAAUGCUUUGAGGUCCGAGGCAUUGAGGGUUGCUGACCUGAGACUUCUCCUUCCUCUUCGGACUUUCAGUUCUUCAAAACUAGUCAUUGUCUACAUUGUAUAAAAUAAUUGCUAGGAGAAAAAUAAAACCCUAAGACCUGUUGUCUGCUUACUGCUUAUUUUCCAGUAGAUGGCACCAGAUACCCUUGAAGUUCAUGAUACUAAUUCACAGUUGUGUAGCUGGCUAGUUGAUAAUUUCUUCUACCACCAGGGAACAAAAAUGGUACAUUCUUUAGUCUAAUUCUUUUAUUUAUAUGUAACUUAGUAUUUUUGUUUGGAGUUUAACUUGGUGUUUAAAUUGUUAAUUUGUGAUCCCCAGCUUAGAUUUCACCACCACAGUACAAAAAAAUCAGAGUAAGUGUGAUUUUCAAUCGGUGAUUUCCAGGGGAAGGGGUCAUGAUAUUGAAAUAGAAGUGAGCUAAAGAAUUGAGAGUAAAAGGGUAAAGAGUUAUAUGCAAUGUUCAGAGCAAAAAUUGAAAAAUAAAGGCAUACAAAAUCCAAGAUGUUAAUAUAAUGAAGUAUUUUUAGUAUUAUCACUUUGGCUACUUUAGAAGACUGCAGCCAUUUUAUUACAGCAUUCGAAUUUAUUUUACAAAUAACAUACAGGCCGGCGCCGCGGCUCACCUGGCUAAUCGGCUAAUCCUCUGCCUGCGGCGCCAGAACCCCGGGUUCUAGUCCCUGUCAGGGUGCUGGAGUCUAUCCCAGUUGCGCCUCUUCCAGUCCAGCUCUCUGCUGUGGCCCGGGAAGGCAGUGGAGGAUGGCCCAAGUGCUUGGGCCCUGCACCCGCAUGGGAGACCAGGAGGAAACUCUUGGUUCCUGGCUUGGUGCAGCAUGCUGGCCGCCGCAAGCCGGCUGUAGCUGCCCUUUGGGGGGUGAAGCAACAGAAAAAGGAAGAUCUUUCUCUCUGUCUAACUCUGCCUGUCAAAAAUUUUUAAAAAUCAAAAUUAAUUUAAAAAAAAUAAAUAACAUACAAUUAUGAACAUAGUCAAACUGUUUAUAUCCCCAUUACCUUUUCCAACUGUUUAUUGCCUCUUGAAAACCUUCACCUUCAAUGUAUUUAUCGAAUUAAUAUGUUCAUGAAGAAACAACUUUUACACUGAAUUAACCAUUAAGACCAAAAGACGUGUUUUCUAUGUGUCAAGCAUGGUUUGCUACAUGUUUUCUACUUACUGUUGCCUAAUUUUAAUGGAUUCAUAAUCCAUUUAAAAAACCCCACCCUGAUUACAUUUAUAUAUUUGCCAUUCUUUCAUCCAGUGUUUUAGUUGGCAUUUUGUGACUCAGUCUUGAAAUCUGUGUAAUGUACCACCACCCCGGGAGGAUUGGUGGCUUGGGCCCUGGGUAAUUCUCAUCUCUGCAGGUGAAUGGAUGACCUGGAAUUCCACUUCUGGGUCUUUUCUACAUGUGCAGAAUGUGGAUAAUUAACACAGAUCGCAUGACAGAGGCGAAUUACAUAGUAAGCCGUUGUUACAUAUAGACAAGAACCUUUUUACAAAAAGAAACAUAUUCAUGCUUCACUUCUGUUUUGGGGAUCCUCAGCUUGCCAAAAGCGUUAUUUCCACUUUUUAAAUUGGAGAUAUCAGUAUGUUAAUGUAACCUGGGUCUCUAGCUAGCUUUCAUUUCAGAAUUCUUGAUGGGUUUACAGAGCGAUCCUUAAGCUUUUUAGUUCUUAAUGUGUAAUAUUCUGUUAAGCAUUUAUAUUGGCACCACCCCACACCCUUUGUAGCCGUCUUGAAAAGGCAGUAUUCUUUUUAACGUUUUCAUCUGAAAUUGAGAGAAAAGACUCUAUAAGAGAUUUGGGUCAAAGAAUCCUGGGGCUUCCGCGUUAUCUGUAGGUCCAGGGAGUUCCUGAGCUUUUGAAACCCACUCAUAACGCGCUUCCCGGGAUGGAAAAGGCGCCUCUGGAGAGGAGCGCCACGCUGCGCGCCCGCCCCAGCGCGCUCUCCCCUCCUGCCCACAGCCACGUGGCGCCCACGGGCCGGCCACCCGCUGAGCCGCCGGCGCCGCUCUUCCUUCCGCAGGAUUCACAGCAGGGUCCUCGGCCGCUGGAUCCCUGUCUAGGGGAACCCGGAACCUCCCAGACUUCGGCCACCAGGCCCAGGGCUCCGGCCCCGAACCCCAAAGGACAGAGAGCCCAGGCGACGCGAAGUGCCAGCCUUCCAUUCGAGGGACGCCCGGCAGGUCCCGGAAGUUUUCCCCGGAGACAGAUCUAGGCAACAGGUCCGAGGCGGGGCCGGGCAGAACCGAGCACGGCGGCGGCCGGUGAGUCAGGGCCGCCCGGCUCCCGGCCGGCCCUCCCAGCCAAUGCCAGACCUGGGGAUGUGCAGCCGGGCUGCUGACCGUCGGCCACUCAGGGCUCGCCGGGCCUGGAGAAAGAAGCUGAGCAUGGUUAUGCCUCCAUGUUACCAUACAAUAACAAGGACAGAGAUGCCUUAAAAAGGAGGAACAAAUCCAAGAAGAACAGCAGCAGUAGCAGGUCAACUCACAAUGAAAUGGAGAAGAAUAGACGGGCUCAUCUUCGCUUGUGCCUGGAGAAGCUGAAGGGGCUGGUGCCACUUGGGCCCGAAUCAAAUCGACACACUACGUUGAGUUUAUUAACAAAAGCCAAAUUGCACAUAAAGAAACUUGAAGACUGUGACAGAAGAGCCGUCCACCAAAUCGACCAGCUGCAGCGGGAGCAGCGGCACCUGAGGAGGCAGCUGGAGAAGCUGGGCAUUGAGAGGGUCCGCAUGGACAGCAUCGGCUCCACCGUCUCCUCGGAGCGCUCCGACUCCGACAGGGAGGAGAUCGAUGUAGACGUGGAGAGCACAGACUAUCUCACGGGCGACCUGGACUGGAGCAGCAGCAGCGUGAGUGAUUCUGACGAGCGGGCCAGCACGCAGAGCCUGGGCAGUGACGAGGGCUACUCCAGCGCCAGCGUCAAGAGAAUAAAGCUGCAGGACAGCCAGGACGUGUGUCUCGGGCUCUGAGGGCGCGUGUGCCGGCCGCCCCCUGGAUGGUUCUCCCUGUCGGCUCUGAUUAGGUAGUGUACUGGACCUGCCCGCCUCGCCCUCGCACGUCAACGUCCGUGUACCCCACCUCUACACAGUCAGCUGGGUCACAGUUUCCAAGGAAGUGCUUAGGCCUGUGGGCAUCGGAUGGCACCCGCUAGCUUCUCGUUCUCUCCAUCACAAUCCGUCUCUGAGAGACUGUACAUUCCAGUCAGUCUGAAGCACCCGAGACUCUUUAGACCGAGCGAGCAACUGUCGCAUCUCAGCAAGUCCCCGUCUCCUCUCCUGUCCCGUGUCGUCCACCAGACUUUUCUGCCGAGUUCUCUGGCUUACUGUGUUACCUGCCUGGGAGAAGUGUCUGAGUGUGUCUUGUGCUUAGGAGACUGAAGGAAACCAGCUUUCCAAGUGGAGAUCCUGACCUCAGAACUCCAAAGGAAGCUUCGAGAGCUCUUCGCCGUGGGCCUCGCCCCCGCGAGGAAGUCAGGAGCACCUCCGGCAAACAGCCCUGCCACCUGCCCACGCGCACCCCGGUCGCCGCCGCCCUGGAUGGGAGCAGUAUUUCCCACUCGACAGCGUGUCUCUGGGCUCGCACAGCCGAGGAAGGUUCCACCACUGUUCUCACAAACAAAACGGCACCAUGUGUUUUUGUGCAGUGUUCAUGGGACCUUGCUGUGUACCGCUGUCUCAAGGCACAUUUUCCCCUCAAAGUUUGUCAGUGCUACUUGUCUCUGGAACUUUUUUUUUUCCUACCUCAGAGAUAAAUGAGAUCUCCAUUUCCCACUUAACACAAAGUGAUUAUGCCUCUCCCCCCCCCCCCCAUAAGUGACAUUUGGUCCAAUGCUAAUCUAUUUUCCUAUUUAACUUUCAGCAAUAACUGAGCUUUGGCACUAGCUGAGCUGGUGGCCAUCAUCAGUGAAAGAGAAAGUCCGCAUUUCUACUCUCUGUGUUGCAGGUGAACAGGAGGGGACGGGACGGGGUUGCUAGAAUCCCUCUCCUUCUUGAUUAUUUUUGGAUACACCCAGAAACUUCUUUCUGGAGGCUUUUGGGCUGAUAGUUUAAAAGGCUGAUUUUUCUUUUUGGUUAUGAUUUCUCCCUUAAGUGGUCUCCCACUUUGUAGCAUUUUUAUUUAAGCUAAAACAGAGCACAUGUAUAUGUACAUAAGACACAUUAAAUCUAUAAAUACUAUUUAUUCAUUUUAUAUAAACUAAUGUAAUGGAAAAUAAAUUCUUAUGACUUUGUGCUUUUAUAGAUGUUCUAGGAACUUUGUAUGUAGGUAUCUAUGAAAUUGGUUCAUUCCCCUCGAUAUUUUUGCAUUCAUAUUUUUUGAGGUCUUGAUGCUUUCAGCCUCUGGCGAAUCUUUUUCAUUGAAUUUGAACCAUUUGUAAAAUCUGUGAUGCUGAAACAGUGUGUGUGUGUCACAAAGUGAUGGAACAUUCCGCAAAUCCACGGACGCACUGCGACCCAAGGGCUCAAGGGCUGACUCGGCAGUGGGCAGCACCCGCGCUCCCCCACCGGCCGGCAGUCACUGGGGCAGCGCAGCCUCGCAGCUCAGCCAGCGCCUCCACCUUCCGCACCACUGAAGUCAGAGUUCAGAUGCACUCUACGUGGAAGUUCCUUCUGUACCUGAAGAGCAAUCCAAACAAAGCGAGAUUACUUUUGUGGAACUCUUUUUUUUUUAGUAAUUCUUUAAUGUGUUAAAAAAUUUUUUUUAAUUGGAAGUAGUAGAUUUCUAAAUGAUUCCGAAGUCACCUGUAAUUCUUUUGUUUUGUUCUGGUUUUUCUUCCUUUUGGCUUUGGGUGGGAGGAGAGGCAGGUGACACAAAAACCUUUUUAUUUUUUCCUUUAAAUUGUUGGAAACUUUUCCAAUUACCAGCUGAAGAUUUGCACUGAAAUACAACUUGUAUGCCUUUUGCAUUUUGAGAGCCUACUUCCUGAGUUUAAGCAGAGUGACAGUGUUCACGAGCCAGCUCCGCCUGUUAACACAUUGGAGAAAGAGAUUUCUGCACUUUGAGGUCCCUUUCGGAUGCCACUCAUGAGACCUCUGGAUUUUGUCGAAUUGCUACAUUCAAGCGCCUCACAAGUCCGUGAUGCUGGAUGCUAGAUGGCAGCAGAAACUCAAGACUUUGAGAAAGCUUGUGGGCUUGCACUGGGGGAGGGAAGGGAACGAAAUUGUGUCCUUGUUUGUUUCAUUUAGAAAUAAGGCAUCUGAGGGAUGCCGCUGUUUUCUGUGUUUUAAUUGUUGUGCCUUUGAGUUAAACUGCAUUUUUGUCCUUUUGGUUGAAAUAUGAAAUGUACUGUCCCAAUAUAAAAUAGUCAUUAUUUGACCUUU
Oryctolagus cuniculus (rabbit) is the source of this 7077-nucleotide messenger RNA. The record is from RefSeq and is a predicted model, not a curated record. Lineage: Eukaryota; Metazoa; Chordata; Mammalia; Lagomorpha; Leporidae.